Molecule: messenger RNA, 3592 nt
Organism: Amphiprion ocellaris (clown anemonefish)
Lineage: Eukaryota; Metazoa; Chordata; Actinopteri; Pomacentridae
Product: retinoic acid-induced protein 3
Exons: 4
Coding region: 396-1667 (423 amino acids)
Biological process (GO): G protein-coupled receptor signaling pathway
Cellular component (GO): plasma membrane; extracellular exosome; intracellular membrane-bounded organelle
Molecular function (GO): G protein-coupled receptor activity; protein kinase activator activity
Source: RefSeq, a predicted model, not a curated record
UAAUGGGAAACGGGGAAUCGUGAAGAGGGAGGUGUGAUCACUUCCAGGUGUUUGAGCCCCACCUAUAUCGUCAGGGAGGGACACAACCGAGAGCGAAGCAGACAGGAGGGGAAAGAAUGAAAGGAAAGAAUGAGUAGGGUGUUCAGUCUUUUAACUCGCUGAUAAAAGCUGAAAACAAUCCUCUCCACUGCUGACUUCUGACCUUCGUAUCUUGUGAUCUUCCAGUUAACUCGACUUGGCAGAGAAAUGGGCACAUCAUCAGGAUAAGGGAGAUAAAUACGUCAGCCAAAGCUUUAAGAUUCUGGAGUGUAAUUUCAACUUGUUUCCUCAAAGGAUUGAAGGAAUAUAAAGACCUGCCAUAUCAAAGGAGAGUUGAAAACAAGGACUGAAUCGUCAUGUGGAUUACUACAAUGAAUAUGGCCUUUUUAUCCAACAAGUCCGUUUUCCCAAUCCUCCUCUUCUUCUAUGUCCCUCUCACCUGUCUGUGCCAGUCAACCAACAGCAGCUCAGCCAACACCCCGACAACUUCCUCAAAUGUGACUACCCUGACGGGCGUGAAAGGCUGCAGCCGUGACCUGAAUCCGAUCUACAGAUAUCUGUGUGACCGCCGGGCGGUGUGGGGGAUUGUGCUGGAGACCCUGGCCGCCUCAGGCUUUCUGUUCAGUAUAGCCCUCCUCUUAGGCCUGCUAAUCUGGUCCAUGUGGAUCUGCGUCUCCAAGCGGCACCACCGCAGCAGCAUCGGCAGCAUAGUGGCCUCCAUGUUCAUGUUCCUGCUGGCCACGGCCGGGAUCUUCGCCAUCACCUUCGCCUUCAUCGUCCGCCUCACCCCGCAGACCUGCCCCACCAGGAUCUUCCUCUUCGGCGUGCUCUUCUCUCUGGCCUUCUCCUGCCUGCUGGCCCGCUGCCUGGCUCUGCUGGGCUUCGCGGCUGCUCGGGGCUGGGGGGAGCCCGCCGUGGCUCUGGGGCUCUUCGUCGUUCAGGUUAUCAUCAACACCGAGUGGCUGAUCCUGGUGCUGGUCCGGGACAACAAACCCUGCGCGUACAGCCAGGAGGAAUUCGCCAUGCUGCAGAUCUACGUGCUGUGCCUCCUGGCCGUCGCCUUGAUCCUGUCGCUGCACCUCAUGUGCCGCUGCUGCUGCACCUACAGCUACAGCUACACGGGGCCCACCAACCUGCAGCGCAGGGCCCAGGCCACGCUGCUCUUCCUCACCCUGCUGCUCUCCGCCGGCAUCUGGGUGGUGUGGAUCACCAUGCUAACCAAGGGAAACCCAGAGCUGGGCCGCCGGCCGAACUGGGACGACCCGGUGAUCGGCAUCGCCUUGGUGGCCAACGGCUGGGUGCUGCUGUUGGGGUACGGGUUGUCUCAGGUCGCCUUCUUCUGCCAGGGGGAGGCCACGUCCAAAGAUCUUCCUCUGAGCUUCGCAGGCUGGACUAGCCCCAGCGCUGAUAUUCCCGGACUGAACAGCCCGAAGGAAGGAAAAGAAAAUGGAAGCUUUGAGAAUGACAUGGAGAACAGGAGAGGCAGAAGGACUGAGCAAUCGCUGCGAUCGCCCUAUGAGUCUGGCUUCUCCAUGACAGAUAUCGACCCGGACAAAGAUUACAGCAUCCCUCGACCUAAAGCCACCAACUACAGCGAACCGUAUGACGAUUAUUAUGGACACGAAUAAAACCACAUUUUCUUUGUCUGACGUUUUACACACAAACAUGAAAUCCAGCCACUGAAGGGGAACCAACUCGUGCACAAAUCUGUAUGAAAACUGCUCAUUUGUUUUUUUGUAAAUGUAAAUAUUUUUCUAAUAAGACAGGGGUGUCAAACAUGCGGCCUGCGGGCCAAAAGUGGCCUAAAAGAGGGUCCAAUCCGGCCCACAGGAUGACUUUGUAAAGUGCAAAAAUUACAGAGAAGACAUUAACUGCAAUUUGUAAAUUAUUAAAACUAUAAAUUUAAAAUAACUUCUAGACCAUGACAAGUUGUUUUGAUCAUAAAGUAAAAUACGAGAUUGUACAUUGUUCUUUUUGUGUCUCAUUUUUGUAAUAUUUUGUCUUGUUUUUGUUAUUUUUUUUUUGUUUUUUUGUCCAACUUUUGUCAUUAGUCUCUCGUUUUUGUCAUUUUCUUUCUCAUUUUGUUACACGCUUUUGUCAUUUUUUGUCUUGUUUGUGUCAUUUUUUUUGUCUCAUUUGUGUCGCUUGUCCAUUUUUUUGUCGCUCUAAUUUUUUGUCAAAAUUUUUUCUCUUUUUUGUUUUGUUUUGUGUCGUUUGUCUCCUUUUUUUUGUCAUUUUCUCGCUUUUGUCCUUUUGUCUAAUUUUUGUAAUAUUUUGUCUUGUUUUUUGUCUGACUUUUGUCAUUUUGUGUCUCAUUUUUGUAAUAUUCUGUCUUUUUUUGAUUUUUUUGGCUGACUUUUGUUGUUUUGUUUCUCGUUUGUGUUUCUGUUUCUUUUUUGUCUCGCCUGUGCUUUUUGUUUUAUUUUUGUCAUUUUGUGCUUUGUUUUAUUCAUUGUUUUGUGUAUCGUUUUUGUCAUUUUGUUUCACGCUUUUGUCAUUUUGUGUCUCAUAUUUGUAAUAUUUUGUCUUCUUUUUGUUGUUUUUUUUGUCUUUUUAAAAGUAAAAUACUGUAUUGUUCAGUUCCAGAUACCUGUGACUAAAUGCCUUGUAGAUAAUCUGUGAUCUGGAAGUUGUAAUGUGUAAAUGAUAAACUGAGACAUAACGUUGUUGAAGUUGAAUUUAUUUUUCUUAACAAAUUUCUGUUUGUUCAUAAUGUUUUGUGAAAAUAUAAUUCCUUAAAUGGGAACAUUUUCAGAAUGCACUUUUUUGCACUCAAAUAAAGGAAAAAUUAGGAGCUGUGUUGUGUAUUUAUGGGUUAUUAUGUUAUGAUUUUACUGGUCCGGACCACUUGAGAUCAAAUUGGGCUGAAUGUGGCCCCUGAACUCUGAUGAGUUUGACACCCCUGUUAUAAGAGAUGUUUGUUUUCCAAGUCUGUCAGUAGGAUGUAAAGUCCUCAGCCUCAAAAAUGAAAAAACUAAAGGAUCAGCAGCAUGACUCAUCUGUUGGAGCUUCAUCAUCAAGGCUGGAUGGGUUCAGAGAGUCCAGCUUUCUUCUGGCGGGAAAUCCACAUGAUAAAUGCUAAGUGAAAGUGAGUUUCUGUCAUGAUGUGUGUGUGUGUGUGUUGUAUGUGCAUUGUGUGCUGCUCAGAGAUGGUAUAUAAUAGACCCGAGGUGACAGAGGAGGCGUGAAACUGUCACUGAAGGUGCCAAACUGCCGAGCAGAGCCGAGGCAUCUGUGAACGGCGGAGAGGAGGGCCGAGAGGACGAGAAACGAGGAGAGGUGAGAAAGGAGAGAUGAGAUGAGAUGAGAUGAGAUGAGAUGAGAUGAGACAGGACAGGAGGAGGAUAAGACGGGGGACCAGUCGGUACUGUGGGAGGCCUGGUGCCAUCACUGAUUAACAUCUUCAUAAUCAGAGUUACGGUACAGUCGCCGGGUUCUGCUGCGCCAAAAACACUGAAAGAUACGAGGACUUUCUCUUUCCAGCAGCACAUACUGUUGUGUUUCCUUUUUGUACAUGCUUGUAGAAUCAAUAAAAAGUUCUUCUGUGAAAGCC